Molecule: messenger RNA, 2398 nt
Organism: Cajanus cajan (pigeon pea)
Lineage: Eukaryota; Viridiplantae; Streptophyta; Magnoliopsida; Fabales; Fabaceae
Product: protein TAPETUM DETERMINANT 1
Biological process (GO): cell fate determination
Source: RefSeq, a predicted model, not a curated record
GGAAGAGAUGGCCCGCUGAGAUUGGAGAAACACCUGAUAUAGAAGAAAAUGGAAGGAAAAGGAGAGGUAUAGUAUAUAGUAGUAGUAAUAGUAGGGAGGUAGAUGGUAAUGAUUAAGAAGAAGAAGAAGAAGAAUGAGAAUGAUAAUAAUGAUAUGAUAUACUAUACUCUUGAACUCAGGCAGCCACGUGCGGAGGUAACUCUAACCAUGGUUAAUAGGUUGACCUCCUCCAGUAACCCAGGGCAGGGCACAGUCACAUGUUGAGCGUGAGGUGUGAACAAUAACGAAAACCCCCCGACAGAGAAAAAGGGAAAACCCAGCAUCGACGCUUCCAUUUGCAACACCUACAAAAAGAAAACUAUACUAUACUCUCUCACUUGUGCAACGCGGAUACUGUGGUCUGCCAUAUACAGGGAAAAACACACACACACACACACCUAAUGCCUGAUGCCAUGCCCAUGCCAGUGUCGCCUCUUAAAUGCGUUUCACUUUAUUUUUGACGAUUCUCCUUUACGCGUCGCAGUUUUCUGACGCUCUCUGCCACCUUGGUCGCUUCAAACCCUAGAACGACACGGUUACCGGAGAGAAACAGAAAUGCAUGCCAUUGCCAUGCCAUGGAGCCAUGAAAUGAACGAAUGUCGUUUUAGUUUGAUCCAUCGCCGUCUUGCGUUGCGUUUCUCCUUUUAGGUCUCGCACACACACGUAGCCCUGUGACACUCACUUUCCCUUUCUUCUCUCGUCUUUUCCCGAAUCGACGCCUGAUUCCUGCUUCGUUGACUCCUUCCAUCAUCAUCUGAUCGUCUAUAUAUCAUCACGACGCUUCCUUUUCUUAUGCAGAUCUACCACAACAUCUCUUCUUCCAUGAUUCCUUAGUCUCGCCUUCCACCUACCAAACGACUCGUCGUUGCUGCUGCUGCUGCUUCUUCGUUCAUGGAACGGAAUUCGGUUCGCCGAAUCGCCGUGCUCCUAACCGCCUCCUCCUUCUUCGCCCUCGGGCUCCUUGCCGUUUUCACAGGUUUCGGUGGUGGAGCCGUGCUGUCUGUGUCGCUAGAAGGAACCAACACGCUCCCUGGUUUGCAUCGCAAGCUUCUUGAUCAUGGUUCUGCAAGGGUGGAACCGAACCGAAUAUGGGGUGAUAAAUGCAGCAAGUCUGAUAUUGUGAUCAGCCAAGGCCCCACGGCCCCACUCCCGAGUGGUAUUCCCACGUACACAGUUGAGAUCAUGAAUAUGUGUGUGAGUGGAUGCGACAUCUCUGGCAUUCACCUCAGAUGCGGCUGGUUCAGUUCUGCACGCCUCAUCAACCCCAAGGUCUUCAAGCGCCUCCGUUACAACGAUUGCCUCGUCAAUGAUGGCAAGCCCUUGAUCAAUGGUGCCACCAUUUCCUUUCAGUAUGCCAACACAUUCCUAUAUCCUCUCUCCGUUUCCUCUGUCGCCUGUGUCUGAUCAAUAUUAUUCACCACUACUCUUUUCGGUUGUUGAUUGUUGGGGAGAUUAAUUCUUUUUGACUUGUACAUACACAUAUUAUAGGUAGUGUAGUAGUAUUAGUAUAUGCCGACAACAUCACUUGUGCACGUGAUGUCUUUCAAAUGUGAACACGGCAAUAUGCUUUGCUUGCUUACUUACCAUUUUUUGAUACAUAGGAAGAAAUAGGAAGUAGGUGAGGACUGAUGUUAAAAGCUCCACACCCAAUUUGCCUUGCCUUUUUUCUCUCUUCAUAUUUGUGGUUUUGGUGUCAUUUUUCCGUCUGAUUAACUGUAGAGAAACAUCAGGUCCUACCACUGCUAUUCAAGCAGAGCUGCUUCCACUUUAAACAUUAGUUUUAGGGUAAUAAAGGUGAGGGAAGAAUAAGGACUGGUCCCCUUUUCAAUCUGUGCCAUCGUUGAGAAAUCAGAAAUUAAAUCAUAGCAGAGCAAGGGCGGGAUUUUUGAUAUGAAAUACUAUGAAGCAGGUAUAAUGUGUGAUUGUGACCUCACCCAAGGAUGCCCGUGAUUUGUCAUAAUGUCAACCACCGAAAUGUAGUUCCGUUUCUUAUCUGGAAACAUUCAUUUCAUCAUCAUGACGCCAAACAGGUAGUACUGUAUUUCUUUUGGUGUAGUAUUCUUGCGCCUUUUUUGUUAUAAAAUAUAAAUAUGAAUUUGUAUUUUUUAGGAAAAAAAAUUAAGAGUAAGAGCAUCAAAGAAAAAAUAAGAGUAAAAGCAUCAAAGCAUCAAAAUAAGCGGUGGCAUUAGAAGUAGGAAUUCGAUACUUCGUCUUUUCUUCCUUCCUGGUGGGGUGGUGUCAGUGGCGUGAUUUUGCCAUCCAAAAGUAAAUAGAAGUCAUUGUCUUAUUAAUUAAUUGAUAUGAUAAUUCUGUCGCGGCAUUAAUUAUUAUAAAGAAUCCAAGUGGGAUGCUUUUUAUU